AUGGCCCCCCUAGACAGUUCUACUGAUAACACUUCAACACCAUCCCCAUCAGCUCUUAAUUCACCACCAACUUACCCAACUUUUGAUCUGAAUGACCCACUGCCAGAACCAGAACCAGAACCAGAACCACAACCAUUACCAGACUUACAAGUUCAACCACAACAAGAGGCCUUUGAUCUUAACAGAGCACCAGCAACAUCAAGUGAAGAAGAAGAAAAUAACUUCUCAGCAAUGGAACAUGGGAAUGAUGAAGAAGAGUUGGUGGCUGAAUGGUUAGAUGAUGAUUCAGAUGUACACGUCUCAGAAUAUGAUUGGACAGAUAGUGAAUCAGAGGAAGAACAUGAAGAACAUGAAGAACAUGAACAACAUGAAGAACAGCAACAGCCAGAAAUAGUGGUCAACAGCACACAUUUUUUAACAACAACUCAAGAUGUCAUGUUGCAAACAGGCUACAACAAGUGGACAAUUGGAAGAAUAUGGAAGAAGUUAAGACAACAACUUCAAGAAGAUGCAAGAAUAGAUGUGAAUCACAGAAAAACAGGGAGGGUAGGAAGAAAAAGAAUUCAAUUAGAUCCUCAAAGGUUAAUGGCAAUUCCUCUAAGAAAGAAGACUACUAUAAGAGCUACAGCAGCAUCCCUAGGCAUACACAGGUCUACAUUGCACAGAUUGGUGAAAAGGGGAGCAAUCAAAAAACACACUAAUGCCAUAAAACCACACCUGACUCCAGCACAUAAAAUUGCAAGGGUUUUGUGGUGUUUGGGUUCUAUCAUACCAAACACUAUCCAAACAAUACCAAAAUUCAGCAACAUGUAUAAUUUGGUGCAUGUGGAUGAGAAAUGGUUUUGCAUGAGCAAAAUUUCUCAAAGGUACUACCUAGCUCCUGGUGAAACAGAGCCAUAUAGAAGAUGCAAAAGCAAGAGGUUCAUUGUCAAAGUGAUGUUCAUAGCUGCACUAGCAAGGCCACACAUAGCACUAAGUGGAGAGGUCAGUUUUGAUGGGAAGAUAGGCAUCUUCCCAUUCAUAGAAGAGGUGGCAGCAAAGAGGUCAAGUUGUAACAGAGAUGCUGGGGUGAUUGAAACCAAAGCUCAAUUAAGCAUCACAAAAGAUGUCAUAAGGGAGAAACUCAUAAAUCACAUACUGCCAUCUAUAAGGAACAAGUGGCCAGAUAAUGGAUGCAAGCAAAUAUGGAUUGUCCAAGACAAUGCAAGGCCACACAUAGCAAGUAAUGAUGAGCAGUUCAUGAUGGAAGCACAAAAAGAUGGUUUUGAUAUCAGAUUAAUCAAUCAGCCAGACAGUCACCAGAUAUGA
Beta vulgaris subsp. vulgaris (sugar beet) is the source of this 1308-nucleotide messenger RNA. RefSeq lists its product as uncharacterized. Lineage: Eukaryota; Viridiplantae; Streptophyta; Magnoliopsida; Caryophyllales; Amaranthaceae. The transcript has 2 exons. The record is from RefSeq and is a predicted model, not a curated record. Bases 1 to 1308 code for a protein of 435 amino acids. Gene Ontology annotation, molecular function: nucleic acid binding.